Molecule: messenger RNA, 2835 nt
Organism: Miniopterus natalensis
Lineage: Eukaryota; Metazoa; Chordata; Mammalia; Chiroptera; Miniopteridae
Source: RefSeq, a predicted model, not a curated record
CGAGCCGCUUUCGGAAGGGAUAUAGCCUGCGUAGAUCAAGGGGCAGAGAUCGUCCAGCGACCCCACGCCGAGCGCUGGAAAGGGGUCGCUGGCGUGAACCGUCGUGUCUGAGCUGAGGCAAAGCCUAGAUAGCCUCAUCUUCCGACCUUCAGACCUAUUAGGAGUCUGACUGUGGACCGGGUCCCUGGGGUCUGGGGGUGCUGGGGGUGUCUCGGGACGCCCCUCACCCGUCUAAAGGCGGGACUUCCGGCCUCCCCCCACCUGGGCGGGAUUUCCUGUUUUCUCUCUGGAGAAGUGGGUCUUCGCUGCCCCUGGGCAAGCUGGGGAUGUCUCUCAGCGUUGGAGAAAGACCCCAGACGUUCGCCCCGCCGCGGACCACGGGGUGCAUCCGCGAGUUCCUCCCGUCUUCUAGUGAGGGUUGCGGGGGCACUUCCAGUCUGACAGGUGGUUGGAGGGGGGCCUUCAGUAGUAUCUCAUGCCUUGGGCUACUUUUGCUCUUUCUCACCUCUUCCUGGAGUCGGUUUCUUCACUUCACCUCCUGACCUCCUAAGAGGCCAGUCACCUUACCUCUCCCUCCCCUUCCUGUGGGGGACAAGUCUUACUUCCUUUUCCCUUCUUCCUAAUCUUAAACUGCUCUAUUUGAGGGGUGGUGGUGUCCUCCGUCUCUCAGCUCUUGGAAGGAUGCAGGACUUACUCCGGAAACUGUAGGGGCUGGAGACUCCCCAAGACUUGGUUUCUUUCCUCUUGGGUAACUGACUCCAGAGAAUCCCCAGAGAGGUCUGCAUUAUACUCCUCCUUUUUGUGCAUGCUCUCUGAGGUGGGGAAGACCCUCACCCCCAUUACUCUCUUUGCUGCCUGGUGGUUAUGCUAAGAUCUAGGACAGAGAGGAAUUUAAUCGUGGUGUCCCAAAGAAGUGAGCCCCUGGCCUAGCACUGUUAGGCUGUCACCUUGGAUCAGUAACAUUUCCUUGUCCUAGCCUCAGCUUCCUCCUUCAGAUGGGGUUGAGUGGCUGUGAGACCCUGUGCACCUCCCACUACUGUGAGAUUUUGGAGUUGGACGGACAGCAGUGUCAAUCUAGCUGUGUGCCUUUAGGCCAGGGCCGUAAGCUCUCUGAGCCUCACUUUCCUCAUCUGGACUAGGAGAUCACAAACCUUUCCUUACAAGGGCGCGGAUGGCGUCGGGGCGCCCUGAGGAGCUGUGGGAGGCCGUGGUGGGAGCUGCCGAGCGCUUCCGGGCGCAGACAGGCAUGGAGCUGGUGCUGCUGACUGCCGCGCCGCCCCCGCCACCCCUCCCUGGCCCCUGCGCCUAUGCAGCCCAUGGCCGGGGGGCUCUGGCCGAGGCUGCCCGCCACUGCCUGCAGGACAUCGCCCUGGCCCACAGGGCUGCUGCUGCUGCCCGACCUCCCAUGCCCCCACCAGCACCACAGCCACCCAGCCCUACAGGGAGCCCACCGCAGCCUGCCCUGCCCAGGGAGGAAGACAAGGAGGAGGAGGAUGAGCCAACAGAGACAGAGACCUCCGGGGAGCGGCUGGGCAUCAGUGAUAAUGGAGGGCUCUUUGUGAUGGACGAGGAUGCCACCCUCCAGGACCUGCCCCCCUUCUGCGAGUCUGACCCUGAGAGCACAGACGACGGCAGCCUGAGUGAAGAGACCCCCACUGGCCCCUCAGCCUACUCAGUGCCUCCGGCCUCAGCCCUGCCCACACAGCAGUACGCCAAGUCCCUGCCUGUGUCUGUGCCCGUCUGGACCUUCAAAGAAAAGAGGACAGAAGCACGGUCAUCGGAUGAGGAGAAUGGACAGCCCUCGUCGCCUGACCUGGACCGCAUCGCAGCGAGCAUGCGCGCGCUGGUGCUGCGGGAGACCGAGGACACCCAGGUGUUCGGGGACCUGCCACGACCACGACUCAACACUAGCGACUUCCAGAAGCUGAAAAGGAAAUACUGAGGCGCAGUGUCCGCCCAGUCCUACACUACACCCCCGCCCCGCCCCCAGGGCCCUCAAUCGGAGUCAGAUUCGGACUGGCUUCCUCUGUCCCUCCAGCCCCAGCCAAUCCCCUCUGCCCUUUCAGCCUACCGCCCCCUUCUGCGCCGAGGAGCGGGACCUAUCCAAUUGCCUGACAGGGUCUGUCGCCUCUUUUUUGCCCAGCGACAGAUUGUUUCUAUUAAGUGACUGGCUUGCUCUCCGACGGGCGUGGCUAGUUCUAAACCCUAAAUGGGUGGAUUCGCAUCAUUUUCUGCCUAGCGACAAGAGCUUUGCUCGCACGGCAUUGGCUCUAUCCCUGGAAGAGCAUAGCCAAGUCCCAGGAUUGGGUGGUGGUGCUCUACUUCUGACUGGUGAAUGGGUAGCUUCAUUUGAUUGGCUGGAACGCUAUAAAGGUCUUGACCAAUCUCCCAAGAGUCACCAGCCGCCCUUCCUGAAUCCUCAUACCUGAUUGGGUCCAGCCUCCUGGGGGUGUGGCCAAACCCGCCAGUGCCCAGGAUUGGCCUGUGGCCUUAAAUUGACGUUCUUUACACUACUGGGACAGGUCGUUUUUUAUUAAGUCCUGACAAUUGGUCUCUGGUCCCCUCAGGGAUGGCCCGACCCUGACCCUACGUCUGACACACACUGGUUCCAUCCCGUAACAGCCUGCCAAUUGAAGCCGGUCCUUGUGUGCUGGACGCUACCAGCUCCCGCCCCUCUCCCCUUCCCCCACAGGUGCCUUAAAGGGCCCUCGUCCACCCAAGGUGGGGGGCAGGGGUCCUCACUCUCCGGCCCUGGAGUGGGGGAGAGUGGGGGGUGGGGAUCGCGAGUUGGGAGGGGCGCUCUGAGAUUAAAGAGUUUUACCUCGGUUAAAUGUU